Molecule: messenger RNA, 2441 nt
Organism: Galeopterus variegatus (Sunda flying lemur)
Lineage: Eukaryota; Metazoa; Chordata; Mammalia; Dermoptera; Cynocephalidae
Gene: RAB40C
Product: RAB40C, member RAS oncogene family
Exons: 6
Coding region: 1-807 (268 amino acids)
Biological process (GO): intracellular signal transduction; protein localization to plasma membrane
Cellular component (GO): synaptic vesicle; endosome; plasma membrane
Molecular function (GO): GTPase activity; GTP binding
Source: RefSeq, a predicted model, not a curated record
AUGGCCCACCCUGUGGAAGUGGGAAAGCGUGGUUUGCUGGGCUGGAGCCACAAGAAUGUGACAGCCAGGGCAGAGAGGGCCCCUGCCCAGUGGCUCACGGCGGGGAUUGACUACAAGACGACCACCAUCCUGCUGGAUGGACGGCGGGUCAAGCUGGAGCUCUGGGACACAUCGGGCCAGGGCAGGUUCUGUACCAUCUUCCGGUCCUACUCCAGGGGUGCCCAGGGCAUCCUCCUGGUGUACGACAUUACUAACCGCUGGUCCUUUGACGGCAUUGACCGGUGGAUCAAGGAGAUCGACGAGCAUGCACCUGGGGUCCCCCGGAUCCUGGUUGGGAACCGGCUGCACCUAGCCUUCAAGCGGCAGGUCCCUACGGAGCAGGCCCGCGCCUAUGCAGAGAAGAAUGGCAUGACCUUCUUCGAGGUCAGCCCUCUGUGCAACUUCAAUGUCGUCGAGUCCUUCACUGAGCUGUCGCGCAUCGUGCUCAUGCGGCAUGGCAUGGAGAAGAUCUGGAGGCCCAAUCGAGUGUUCAGCUUGCAGGAUCUUUGCUGCCGCGCCAUUGUCUCCUGCACACCCGUGCACCUCAUUGACAAGCUCCCGCUGCCGGUCACCAUCAAGAGCCACCUCAAGUCCUUCUCGAUGGCCAAUGGCAUGAACGCAGUUAUGAUGCACGGUCGCUCCUACUCCCUGGCCAGUGGGGCUGGGGGCAGCGGCAGCAAGGGCAAUAGCCUCAAGAGGUCCAAGUCCAUCCGUCCUCCCCAGAGCCCGCCUCAGAACUGCUCGCGGAGCAACUGCAAGAUCUCCUAGCAGGGGCAGGCUGGGUGCCACCGCGUCCAGAUGCUCUGGGAGGGCUUGCUGGGGACGCCCAGGACAUGCGGGGGAGACUGUCCAUGAAGCCCUGCCUGAGAAGCAUCGGGCUUCCCUCUGCCUGUGUUGCGUGGAGGGCAGGAGUGUGCAGGAGGCCUCACUUGUGGGCAGUGGAGGAGCUGCUGCACGCUACGUGAAUCUUGGUCUGAAACAAACCUGGACUCCAGGGUUGCCUGGACUCGCUGGGAGGGAGCCUGGCUCACCUUUGUUAUUUAUAUUGAGGACAUGAGGACGUUUUACCCAUUUUGUACAUUUUUAAAGGGUCAUCAGGGAAGCCUGGAUGCAGCCAUGUGGUGAGCUCACCUCUUCACUGCCACAUGGCUGUGGGGAUGCACUUGGGACAUCUGAGGAGGGGGGGAUUUGAGGCGAUGAUGGGAAAGGAUCUACUGGAAUCCUCCUCUGAACUCACGAACACUUGGAGGGGGCAGGAGGCACGUGGGCAGGCACACACCUUCUGGGAGCUCCUGGCAGCAGGCAGGGGUGUGGCUCCUGCCAUCAUGCUCUGGAUGCCAUUCCUGUGUGCCUGGAAGCCACUCUGGUGUCACUACAGGGGUCCCUGCCCUGCCCAGACCUUCCUGCUGUUUGACACCUUCAGUGAGGUUUACUGCAUAGCGUCUAAUUAGAAGAUGCAAAGCCAUUUGUCAACUAUAAAUACUUGGUGGGGCCACCACCUGCUCACCUCCUGUGGCUCUGGACCCCGGGCACUCGCUUCGGCCUCCUGUCCUCGGCAGCUUCUGUUCACUGGCCUCGGACGUGCCCCUCAGCUGCUGCCCGCCUGUUGUUGCUCUUCUGCCCUGCGAGGCCACACGGCCACCAGAACCACUCUGACCUGUGUCUUGGUGAUGCUGCGUGGAACAGGGCCUCAUCCAUGCUGUGGGCACAGUGUGGACGCUGUGGGCACAGUGUGGACGCUGAGUUCCUCCUGAGGACCCUCCGGCCCUUGUGCUGGAGGCCCAGGCACAAUAGGGCUAUUCACCUAUCUCCUUUUGAAGCCAUUGACUGUCCCUCCACAGGGCCCUGGGCAGCGGCUCCACAGGUGCCGUCCUCUGUGACUGCUCCCCCCCACCUGCCCCACCUAGCCUGCGAAUUCAGUCACACUGGUGCUCAACUCUACCUCCUGCCCUUGGCUCCAGCCCAGCAGCGGCCAGCAUGCAGCAGGAACCCUCCCUGGGCCUGGGACCUCCCCUCCACGGAGACUGCACAGUGAUGCCAUCAGAGGUGGACCUGUGGAGGGCAUGGCCCGGGCACCAGUGGACACACAGCCAUGCAGCCUGCUGUUCUGGAAGGGCAAAGGCCCACAUGAGUUGCUGAAUGAACAAGGGAGCCUGGGCUAGGCAGCUCCAAGGGACCCUGCCUGGAGGCCGGGCCACCUCUCAGCACCACCUGCCUGUUGCUGCCCACGGGGCCCCUUUGUCUGGAAUUAUGAACAAAAUCACACAGACUUUGUCUUGAGGCCCCGGGUGGUCCUGCACUCUCAGUAUCAACACUACCCUCACUGCUGUCUGGCACACCUGCCAGUCCUGGUUCUCUGAGCUGUGUCAUUUCUUUGUACAGUAAACGUGAUUCAGCUGUGA